CAAGAUAGGGAUAAGGAGUUAUACAGGAACUCACAUACCUUACUAACUCCUUGCUUAAACCAAUUAAAAAAGAACUUGUUUUGGGAUAAGAGCUUCCUUGAUGAAAUUCUUGAAUUCUGAAAUUCAAAUGUAGACUUUCUUGGAGACUUUAAUGCAUUUUGCUUACCAGUAUUUACUUUUGUUUUUCUUUUUAGUUUUAAAUAUGAUUGGUAGCUGUUACAACUGAUAUCUGAGCCAAAGUGGUAAUGUUAACUGAGGGAAAUUCCUGCACCCCAUAAGUCAACCAUUAUAAGAUCGUGAGCCAUGCCUCUGGUGAAGAGGAACAUCGAGCCCCGGCACUUGUGCCGCGGAGCUCUGCCUGAAGGAAUCACCAGCGAGCUGGAAUGUGUGACCAACAGCACCCUUGCUGCCAUCAUACGUCAGCUAAGCAGCCUAAGCAAACAUGCUGAAGACAUAUUUGGUGAGUUGUUUAACGAGGCCAACAACUUCUACAUCAGAGCAAAUUCCCUUCAAGACAGAAUUGAUCGCCUUGCUGUCAAAGUUACCCAGCUGGAUUCAACAGUAGAAGAGGUGUCACUCCAGGACAUCAACAUGAAGAAAGCAUUCAAAAGUUCCACGGUCCAGGACCAGCAGGUGGUGUCGAAAAACAGCAUCCCGAAUCCUGUGGCUGACAUUUACAAUCAGAGCGAUAAACCACCCCCUCUGAACAUUCUCACACCAUACAGAGAUGAUAAGAAGGAUGGGCUGAAGUUCUACACGGAUCCUUCCUAUUUCUUUGACCUCUGGAAAGAAAAAAUGCUCCAGGACACAGAAGACAAAAGGAAAGAGAAAAGGCGACAAAAGGAGCAAAAACGUAUAGAUGGCACAACCCGCGAGGUGAAAAAGGUUAGAAAAGCCAGAAACAGGCGCCAGGAGUGGAAUAUGAUGGCAUAUGACAAAGAGCUUAGACCUGACAACAGGUUGUCUCAGAGCGUAUACCACGGCGCAUCUUCCGAGGGAUCCCUGUCCCCCGACACUAGAUCCCACGCCUCAGAUGUCACGGAUUACUCUUACCCGGCCACUCCAAACCAUUCUCUGCAUCCGCAGCCAGCGACGCCUUCCUACGCGGCCAGCGACGGGCCGCCGCACGGAGCAGCCAGCCAGGCCCCUGAGCACGAGUUCAGACCGCCCUCCACCUCAGCGAGGCACGUGACCCUCAACAGACCGCAGCAGCCACCCCCGCCGCCCCCGCCACAGGCCGCGGAUGGGUCUCAGGCCGCGGCGCCCGUGGGCCCCGCAGACUACGGGAUGCUUCCAGCACAGAUAAUUGACUACUACAGCCCAUCGGGACCACCUCCUCCUCCACCACCUCCUGUGAUUCCCUCCGCACAAACUGCUUUUGUUAGCCCCCUGCAGAUCCCCAUGCAGUCGUCCUUCCCUGCACCUGCCGGUGGCACCUACACGGCUCCUCCUCACCCUCCUCCCACCGGGCUCAUUGUCACAGCCCCACCCCCUCCAGGCCCCCCACCAUCCCCCCCGGGCCCCCCUGGUGCUGGCUCCUCGCUCUCAUCCUCGCCCAUGCAUGGCCCCCCAGGAGCCGAGGCGAAGCGUCAGGAAACCACACAGCCACCCAUCAGUGAUGCUCGAAGUGAUCUUCUCGCUGCUAUUCGAAUGGGAAUUCAGCUGAAAAAGGUGCAGGAGCAGCGUGAACAAGAAGCCAAGCGCGAGCCUGUGGGGAACGACGUGGCCACGAUCCUCUCCAGGCGCAUCGCCGUGGAAUACAGCGAUUCCGACGACGACUCGGAAUUUGAUGAAAACGACUGGUCAGAUUGAGGCCCUGUCGGGAGCAGCUGCUUGCAGUGGGCAGGGUGACUGGGUGGCAGGCUGGUCACCAACUGGAGACCGAGGGCCGCAAGUGUAUUGAAGAUGUUAAGUGGUCUCAGCAUUCAAAUAGUGGUAUUAUAAUUCUGUAGCUUAGCAACUUUUGUAUUACUAAUGUGAUAUUGCUUCUGCACAUCCAGAAAUCCUGGGUUCCUUUCAGUAUUUACUCUGUAAUACUUAAGUGCCACUGACCAUAGCGAAUUGUGCCGCACCUGAGGAAACUUGCUGUAGUUAUCGCACUGUCCGAAACACAGCGUUCUGCUUUCUUCUUGGCCGUGGAGGUGUUCAGCGCAGCCUGGGUGUACUCUUCUUGAUUGUUAUAAUUUUGCAGACUUGAUCUAUGUUUGUGAAGCUGCCUGGUUGUUAGGUCUUCGCGAGAUUCACAGCUGUGUGUCAGUGAUGUCUUCCUAUCAGUGAGUGGUAGCGUUUUGCUUUUUUGUAUAUUUUUUUUUUAAUGUGUUUUCAAAGCACUUGGUUCUAGAGAGAAAGAUGUAACAAGCGAGGAGAAUCGACUGUUGGUGCGUUAAGCUUCCUGACUUGGCAGCCUCUGAGUGAACUUGAAUGUGCUGUUAAAUACUAUGAUUUCCUUUGCACGCUUUUGUAAAUUGUGAGAUUAGAAGGGCCCCCCCUUACGCAGGAUUCCACAGUAAUCUUCCUUUACCCCAUGGGCAUCCGCUGAGUAAAUGCUUGUUGAUGAUAUUUGUCUGAACCUACCGCAGCUCAGUAGUAAUGACAAUGAAAUGCAGUCCUUUUUCCUUUGGGGGCCAUUUGGGGUGGUCCUCCAAAUAUUUGACCACCAUUACAACUUGGACACCAACCACCUGGAACAGACACAGGUCAUAAAGGGACCAAAGGAGACAUGCUGAGUUUAUUCCUGCAGCUGUGUCCUGAGUGAGUCCAGUUAGAGCUCUGCAGCGUAUGGCUCAAACGGCUCCUGACUCCGUUUGGUCUGGAUUUUAAAAGCUAACUGACAGGUCGGCAGUUCAAACCCACCAGCGGCUCCACAGGAGAAGAGACCUGGCAAUCUGCUCCCGUAAAGAUGACAGCCUAGGAAACCAUAUGGGGCAGUUCUUCUCUGUCACAUGGGGUCGCUAUGAGUUGGAAUUGACUCGAUGGCACCCAACAGCAGGUUUAGGGUGAAGUAGACACUGACAGUGACUGACUCUUCCUGGGGUAGGGGCCAGAUUUGGGGUCAGGUGCAGCUGAGGCCCUCGCUCUAUCCUAGAAGCACACAGUUCCAUUUUCUCGUAUCGUCUUGGGCACAUUAAGUCUUGUGAAGUACCUCACAACAUUACCUUGAUUAGACCCGUAGCUGGAACAUCGUCACCUUCCUGUCACCUUCCCUCUCCCCGUCACUCUCUCACACAUGGUCGUAUUAGAGACCUGUGGGUUUGUUUUUUCCUAGCUGAAACAAACCCUUGGGAAACUCAAGAAUGAGAGCUUCUAUUUUGUAAUUCCAGAUAAAGGAUAACUGCUUGUUUAGAGUAAAUAAAUGCCCCAGGCUUUGAUUAUAGAUAUGAAUUCAUAAAUAUACUAAGAUACUAAGGAAGUCUUACCUACUUAACGACAUUUCAGACAGGUUUCAAUUACUAGUGACUAUUUUUUUAUCAGUUACAAUGAAGAGAGCAUCUUCGGUUAAGAACAGUUAUUUGAGUUGAUGGUAGGAAUGUAAACCGUUUUCGUUCACGAGUUCUCUUUAGGGAAUCACCUUGGCCACCUGAGUAUGGUCUGCAUGCCUUGAGUGGACACGUGCUUGGCUGUGGGCAGUCAUCUCACUGAGCUUGUCUGUUGGGGUUCAGUCUCACAGAUUCCGAAACUGAGUAAUGGCAUGUCUGCAUCCGCUUCCCAGACCCUCCCCGUGCCUGUUGACCCGAGCCAUUUUAGCUGGACUGGCUUCUUUGGCACAUGCUUCCUUUAAAAUAACAGGAGGAAUAAAAUCCAGUUGAGGUUAUUUUUGAAGUAUUUUUUUCUCAUCGAAUUAGAUUUCUCCCAAAAUUGAAAUCCAGACCUUUUCUAAAUUGUGGUAAUAUGUGAAAGCAGAAAAGUGCAGGGUUUAAAUAUUCAUUUUUCAUGUUCAAGAAAUAUUUACUGCAACAAAUGAAGAAAAUAGUUAAAAGCUUAUUUCUCAUCUAUGAAUUUUACAUAUUGAAGUGCAGUUAUAAAGAGUCAGUUUAUUUUAAGUUGUCCCCGGAUUAAGUUUCCCUGCGUGUGUUAGUUUAACUUCUUAUCUUGUGAGCCUUUUUCUCAUGGCAUCGACUAGGCAGAGGGGAUGAAGUGCUUGUUCAGUGCCAUGCAGUCACCACGCAGACACGCUGUGCUUGAACACAAGGCAAGUGACUUUGCGUCGUUAGCCCCAAACAGUAAGGCUUGGAAUACUUAUGUUUUUCUUUAGUAAGAAUACCAUUAGAAAAUGAACAUUUUCCUUUCAAGAAAACUUUAGAACAUCAAAUCUUUUCUAAGCACCAAGUGGCUAGGUUGUGAAAGUUCUAUAUUAAUGUGCAACUGAAAUACACACUAGAUUUUAAUCUAUCAAAGAUUAGUGGGAAUAUAUCAGCCAGAGUAGCAAAUAAUUUUUGUUUUCUAAAUCAGAGUUCUCUGUCAUCUUGCAGUAUUACCAAUGCUGUUGUAAAUUGAAUUUAAAGUGGUAUUAAAAACACAAACUAAGUCCUGUUAAACAAUUUUUAUCUGUUUGUAUAUCUUACUAUAGAUUAUGUACAAGUAACACCUAAAUAAAAUUACACUUUUAACCCUAAAAGGUUUUGUACAUUUGACCUGUUUUUUGAGGAAGAACUGGAGGGUGGGGUGGCGUUUUUAAUCUAACAUUUAUCUUAUUACAUGACAGAAGGCACUAUUCUUACUUCCAUUUAAAUUUCUACGUAAUUUAUUGUGUGAUCCAGGGUUCACAUUCAGCUCUGUGAAUGCCUCGGGGAACACUGGUAUAGUUUUAGCUUUCAUGGUUAGGUCUGUAAUUCACUGCAAAUUCAUUUUUGUUUAUGGUGUGAGGUAGGAAUAAGUUUCAUUUUUUUUCCACAUCGAUAGCUAAUUAUUCCGGCCUCAUUUGUUAAAAUGUUUGGCUUUUUUUUUUGUUUGGGUUUUCUGUUACUUUGGUUGGUUGGUUUCCCCCACUAGAUUGCUUUGACGCCUUUGUCAAUAGACAGUUCAGCACAUUAGAGUAAUGCAACUGUAAAUGGAAUUUUCAAAACUUUUCCAGUAUUUUACUACCAAAACCAAAAAGCCAAACCUGCUGCCAUCAAGUCGAUUCUGACUCAUAGCAACCCUGUAGGACAUAGUAGAACUUCCCCAUAGGGUUUCCAAGGAGCAGCUGGUGGGUUCGAACUGUCGACCUUUUGGUUAGCAGCCAUAGC
Loxodonta africana (African savanna elephant) is the source of this 5225-nucleotide messenger RNA. RefSeq names its product WASP family member 3 (gene WASF3). Gene Ontology annotation, biological process: actin cytoskeleton organization; positive regulation of Arp2/3 complex-mediated actin nucleation. The record is from RefSeq and is a predicted model, not a curated record. Gene Ontology annotation, molecular function: protein kinase A regulatory subunit binding; actin binding; Arp2/3 complex binding. Gene Ontology annotation, cellular component: SCAR complex; cytoskeleton; lamellipodium. The transcript is spliced from 9 exons. Bases 304 to 1812 code for a protein of 502 amino acids. NCBI's taxonomy places the organism in Eukaryota, Metazoa, Chordata, Mammalia, Proboscidea, Elephantidae.